CCCACACGUGUUUGGUGGCAGUUUGUGUUUAUCAUCCUGGUAACAAUAGCUGAUCGUGAACUUUCUUACACCGGCACGUUGAACACUCAGACCCUGGUAGGAUCUUACGCGUAAUUUCUCUUCUUGGUUUCCUCAUUACUGGUGACCUUUAAAGAAUGGAGAUUCCCAAAGCAGCAAACAACUCUGUAAUCAUAGAGUCCGUCGACGUCAACUCGACUCGAAACACAGCUGAAACCAACGGCUCUUUGACAUCCGUCACAACGGCAAGAGGAGGUGAACUUGACAGGGAGACCACCGAAAUUGUCAUCUAUGCUCUCGUGGUGGUCGUGCUCCCGACUCUAGCUGGCUUCGGCAUCACGGGAAACGUGAUGAGCCUCUGUGUCCUCGUCCGUCAUGGAUUGGACAAGAGCUACAACGUCUUGCUGGUCGUUCUCGCCUGCUCAGACUCCUCGUUUCUCCUCUCCAUGCUCUGCUACGGAUUUACAGCUUCAAAUGGAUACCGCUAUCUCGAUCAAAAGAAAUCCUUCUACUUCUUGUUUUUCCAGGUGUUGCAGGUGAUGGAUUACGCCGGGGCCUGGACUUCUUUCACCAUGCCUCUCUUCAUCACAGCAGAACGGAUUUUAGCUGUAUGUUUUCCCCUGAAAAUGACUCGUAUUGUUUCCCCAAGAAGAACAUUCUGUAUUGUCGCUUUCGUGGCUUUGUCACUCUAUUGCACAAUGAUUUAUCUCACUAUAAUCAGCAAUUCCCGCUUUCAGCUUUAUAAUUCAACAUUUGGAAAUCAUUCCAACAGCACGACCAGAGAACUAGAUAUCAUCGAUUUGUCCAAACUGAGAAAUACCCUAGACACCACUGAAGCCAUUACGGAGUUUAGUAAGUUCCUGUUCGGACCAUUUCCGGUAUCCAUUGUACUCGUUGGUUGCAUUGUAUUAGUGGUGAAAAUCAAGAUGGCGACUUUAAAGAGAAACCAGAUGACGAGCAACGUCAGCAAAGACUCGUCUGUUGUCCGUGUGACGAUGACCCUUCUUGUCGUCUGCUUCGUGUAUGCCGUGUGCAGUUUCGUCAUAUUCAUCCUGCAUUCCAACAUCUUCAAGGACCACUACUCUGGCGACUCUGAGGAGGAGCAGAUGGUGCAGAUCAUUCUAGGCGAGGUUGUAAACAGCGUGGCCCUGAUCAAUUGUUCCGUGAAUUUUAUUAUUUAUGUAGUCAUGAACCGACGAUUUAGAUACACGUACGUGCAGAUGUUCGCCCCACGAUGUUUAGCUGGGAGCUCUGGAGGCUCAAGUGCAUCCAGUGCUAGCUCCUGAUAUGUUCACAACGUCGAGUUACACUACGCAACUUGUCUCAAUGUUCAACAUUCUUGUAACUUUAUCAGAA
Aplysia californica (California sea hare) is the source of this 1374-nucleotide messenger RNA. Its product is annotated as FMRFamide receptor. NCBI's taxonomy places the organism in Eukaryota, Metazoa, Mollusca, Gastropoda, Aplysiida, Aplysiidae. Gene Ontology annotation, molecular function: G protein-coupled receptor activity. The record is from RefSeq and is a predicted model, not a curated record. Gene Ontology annotation, cellular component: membrane. Bases 156 to 1304 code for a protein of 382 amino acids. Gene Ontology annotation, biological process: G protein-coupled receptor signaling pathway. The transcript has 2 exons.